This is a messenger RNA of Trichomonas vaginalis G3, 1653 nucleotides long. Its product is annotated as protein phosphatase regulator protein. The record is from RefSeq and is a predicted model, not a curated record. Gene Ontology annotation, cellular component: protein phosphatase type 2A complex. Gene Ontology annotation, molecular function: protein phosphatase regulator activity. Gene Ontology annotation, biological process: signal transduction. NCBI's taxonomy places the organism in Eukaryota, Parabasalia, Trichomonadida, Trichomonadidae. The transcript has a single exon. Bases 1 to 1653 code for a protein of 550 amino acids.
AUGCUUCGGAGGCAGUAUUCAAAGAAGCAGACUUCACUAAGCCUUUUCAAAUCUAAUCCUCCAGCAGUUCGUAGAAUCACAGGACAAUUUGAAAUACCACCUCCACAAUUGCCCUCAAAUCAAGAAGAAGAAAAUACGAAUAAAAUUGAAGAAAAUCACUUAAGUCUAUAUGAUUCUCCUAUUGCAGACAUAAAAGUUCCACAAACUAGCCUUCUUAAGAUGGAUGUAUUUAGGAAUCUGGCGCCAGUAGAAUUAGUUGAUAUUCCUACUCUUCCUCAAAUUGAAUCAUCAUCAUUUCAAGGUAUAUUUGAGAAGAAGAUUGAAGCAUGCUGCCAAAUAUGCCCUUUUGCAGAUGAAGAACUUGAGCGUGUUUCAAUUGAAAGAAAAACAACACAUUUGACCAAAUUAUAUCGACUUUUCUUAGGUGCCAUACCUCAGUCAACCAAAUUAACUGAUAAAAACUACGAGUUACUUUACGGAAUGGUUAUGAGAAAUAUUGUGAGAAGAUUACCAACAAUUGAUCCAUUGGCUCUAGAAAAUUAUGAUGUAUCUCCAUUUACUGAACCUUCCUGGCCCCAUCUCAGCAUCGCAUACUCAAUUCUUGGGAAAAUUUUGGCCGAAUUUCCAAACGCACCAUUUUUUGAUUUUAAAACACUCUCGAACAUACUUUUGGUAGCAGGAUCCGCUGAUGGUCGUGAGAGGCAGCAAAUCGUGAUUUUUAUUUCCAGAUUUAUUUCUUUGAAUCAACAGUUCAAUGAUCCUUUGAUUCAGAAAUUCGCAUCGAUCAUUGAGAAUUAUUUGGAUUCCAUGCAUAAUCCCUUUAUAAUUCUUACGAUUUUGACCACAUUUGUAGCAAUAAUCAGAGAUCUAGGCGAAAUACCUCCUCUUUUUAGCAGAUUCUUCAGACAUUUCAUUGUUCGUCUGCUAAGUGAUAUACAUUUACCAUUUUACGACCAAAUUAUGUGUACAAUCAUUGAUUUAUACAUUGAAGACGAUUCCAGGAACUCUAUAUGCGUUGUUCAUCAAGUAUUACGACAUUGGCCGUAUACGAAGCUUGCAAAACAGUCGAUAUUUUUGUAUUUGAUCAUUAAAUGCUUCCCGAAAUUACCAAACAAGGAAAUCCAACCAAAUCUUACGAGAAUUCUCAAUAUCCUUGCUACAUCAACAGAUUCCGAAUGCUACAGAGUUGCAGAAGCAGCGUUUCAGAUGUGGACAACGCAUGGAUUCGAUCGGAUCAUAAAUGAAAACAUUAAAUUGAUAAAUCAUAUCUUCGCCGUUCAUGUUUUCAAUGCCCGUGAAAAUCAUUGGUCUCCGACGGUUAGAAAUAACGCAAAUUUCGUUUUAUCAAUUUUAAUGAAAAAAGAUCCGAAAUUUGGAAACAACUUUAAUCAGGAAUCAACAAUAGAUGAUGCUGAUUGCAAGAAACUACGAUUUUGGGUUUACAUUGCUCGAGAAGCUUCAAAAGUCGAUCAAUCGUUUGAUCUCUCCAAAAAACUCACAGAAAUUACCAACGUUUGCACUCCAAGACAGAUACAAUCACGUGGAUCAAACGCUUACAUUAAAAGACCAGUCAGACAAAGAGCAAAUUCUUGUUGUGUUUCACAGCCAAGUUCUGCUCCUUCUAGGAUUGCUAGACCAUUCGGUGCUCAUUAG